Penicillium hordei is the source of this 768-nucleotide messenger RNA. Its product is annotated as oxidase ustYa family protein. The transcript is spliced from 5 exons. NCBI's taxonomy places the organism in Eukaryota, Fungi, Ascomycota, Eurotiomycetes, Eurotiales, Aspergillaceae. Bases 1 to 768 code for a protein of 255 amino acids. Gene Ontology annotation, biological process: mycotoxin biosynthetic process. The record is from RefSeq and is a predicted model, not a curated record.
AUGAAAUUAGAGCUACCGAAGCGUUGGUCGAAGACCAAGUAUUUUCAGCUUGGCUCUUCAGACCCAGAAAGCGAAAAUGACAUCAAGUCGAGCCCAGAAACUUCUCCCCGAGCAAGUAAUCUAAGGCAAGCCAUUCCAUGGCUGGUUCACUUCAUUCUUACAAUUGGGCCACUGUUCACUCGCGAAUAUGAGACUGCUGUACAAACCUGCGGCUUGAAAUCUCCCCUUGAGCUCUCGGGUGAGUUUGGAGCACAAUCCGCUUGGCGUGGGGGUGGAAAUGCCGACGUGGAUGCCGCAUGGGAAAGCUUGGAGCUUAAUUCGGCCAUGUCAGUAUCUCGUCAUGAAAUAGAGAAAAUCAAGAAGCUCCGUAACAGUUCCGUCGUUCUACCUGAUGGCGGCUACAUGGCAAGCAUAGGGGGUUUCCACCAAAUGCACUGUCUCAACGUUAUCCGAAAAGCCACCUAUCUGGACUACUAUACUAUUCAUGAACCAGACUUCUUUACAGAGCCAAGUGCGCGAAAACAUGUCGAUCAUUGCAUCGAAAUGCUCCGCCAGAUUCUCAUGUGUUCUGCAGACAUGCACCUGAUUACGUAUGAUUGGGUGGAUGGAUGGGAUUAUCCAUGGCCUGACUUCAGCACCAAUCAGUUUUGUCGGGACUACAAGUCUGUGCAUAAAUGGGGAAAAGCGCGUGUAGCUAAGACUGAUACCGCUGGAGGGAUGCUUCUUAAACCUGCUAACGCCGUUACGAGGAAGUUGCCAGCAGAUUAG